CCUUUAAUCUAAAGCAAAACCAUUCAUUUCCCCUCUUUCAUUUUAUGGAAAAAAUAAACACACCAGCCAAUUAAAACCUUCCCAUCUCAAGAUUAAAACAGCAUCUUUAACUGUUAAUCUAUUUCCUAUCUUCAAUUACAAGUGACACAACCAGACCUUCCCUUCUCUCUCUCUCUCUCUCUCUCUCCAAUCUGUAUCAGCUAAAGCAGUGAAGGUAACUCACUCCCUCAUUUCAUGCAUCAAAAAUUCAAAAAUGUCUUGAUUCAACCAAGAAUGUUCUUCUUACCAUAGUCUUAUGCUGCCAAGGCAAAAGGCAGAAGCAAACCACUAAUGGAAAGGUUCAAGGCCAGAGCACCUCCAUAUUCUUGCAUUUUCUUGCUCUUUCUCGCACUUUCUAGUUCUUUCCCUCCAAACAAUCAUGGCUCCGCAACUGCACAACAACAAAAACAACAACCCAUCAAAACAAUCGUGGUGUUGGUUCUGGAAAACAGGUCUUUCGAUCACAUGAUAGGGUGGAUGAAGAAUUCCAUCAACCCAUCGAUCAAUGGGGUCACGGGUGAGGAGUGCAACCCGGUUUCCACAAAAGCCCAGGACCCACAAUCCAUCUGCUUCAAGGACGAUGCCGAGUUCGUGGACCCGGAUCCGGGUCACUCGUUUGAGGCAGUGGAGCAGCAGGUAUUCGGGUCUAACCUCAGUAGCAUCCCUUCAAUGACUGGGUUUGUGGAACAAGCACUUUCCCUGUCACAAAACCUCUCCCACACUGUUAUGAAAGGAUUUAAGCCGAAAAACAUACCCAUUUUCGCAGAAUUAGUUCGCGAAUUCGCGGUUUUCGACAGGUGGUUCUCUUCGAUUCCGGGUCCAACCCAACCCAACAGGCUAUUUGUUUACUCAGCAACUUCCCAUGGUUCAACCAGCCAUAUGAAAAAGCAGUUAGCCAUAGGGUACCCACAGCAGACCAUAUUUGACUCACUUCACCACAAUGGGUACAGCUUUGGAAUUUACUUCCAAACCAUACCCACAACUUUGUUUUACAGAAACUUGAGGAAAUUGAAGUACAUAUUCAAGUUCCAUCACUUUGAUUUGAAGUUCAAGAAAGAUGCUAGAGAGGGUAAACUGCCUAAUUUGUCGGUGAUCGAGCCGAGGUACUUUGACUUGAAGGGGAUGGCAGCAAAUGAUGAUCAUCCAUCCCAUGAUGUGGCUGAUGGGCAGAAGUUAGUGAAGGAGGUUUAUGAGGCACUGAGGGGGAGUCCUCAGUGGAAUGAGACACUUUUGGUUAUCACUUAUGAUGAGCAUGGGGGGUUUUAUGACCAUGUUCAGACACCUUUUGAAAAUAUUCCAAACCCCGAUGGGAAUACCGGCCCUGCCCCAUAUUUCUUCAAGUUUGAUCGGCUUGGAGUUAGGGUUCCGACGAUUAUGGUGUCUCCUUGGAUCAAGAAAGGAACUGUGAUAAGCAGCCCAGAAGGACCUGCUCCGAACUCCGAAUACGAGCACUCUUCGAUCCCUGCAACCAUAAAGAAAAUGUUCAACCUCUCCUCUAACUUCUUGACUCAUAGAGACGCUUGGGCUGGCACGUUUGAGCAGGUUGUCGGAGAGUUAACUUCUCCCAGAACUGAUUGCCCGGAGGUCCUGCCGGAAGUGGCUCCUUUGAGAACCACAGAAGCAGAUGAAAGCAAGGGGUUAUCGGAGUUUCAGAGUGAGGUGGUCCAACUGGCUGCAGUUCUGAACGGCGACCACUUUCUGAGCAGCUUCCCGGAUGAGAUGAGCAAGAAAAUGAACGUAAAGGAAGCCCAUAAGUACGUGAAGGGUGCUGUGUCGAGGUUCAUAAGAGCGAGCAAAGAGGCCAUAAAGCUGGGAGCCGAUGAGUCUGCCAUUGUAGACAUGAGAUCCUCCCUCACUACCAGAUCUUCAGUCCACAACUAGUAAAUUUAUCUUAAUUACACCCUUUUUUGUUGGUCUUGUCUCAGUUUUCUCUAGUUGAUCAGAUCUUCAGGAAUAUCUUCUCUUAGUCAACCCUUAAGACUCAUUCAAGAUAGCUGAUUGAAUGUGUACAAAUGACCAAUUUAAGUGUCUUCAGAAAUAUAUUGGUGUCGGCGAGUUUGCAUGGUGGAAAA
Messenger RNA from Rhododendron vialii, 2111 nucleotides. Its product is annotated as non-specific phospholipase C6. Bases 331 to 1920 code for a protein of 529 amino acids. The record is from RefSeq and is a predicted model, not a curated record. Gene Ontology annotation, molecular function: hydrolase activity, acting on ester bonds. The transcript is spliced from 3 exons. NCBI's taxonomy places the organism in Eukaryota, Viridiplantae, Streptophyta, Magnoliopsida, Ericales, Ericaceae. Gene Ontology annotation, biological process: phospholipid catabolic process.